Molecule: messenger RNA, 3675 nt
Organism: Akanthomyces muscarius
Lineage: Eukaryota; Fungi; Ascomycota; Sordariomycetes; Hypocreales; Cordycipitaceae
Exons: 2
Coding region: 1-3675 (1224 amino acids)
Cellular component (GO): Set1C/COMPASS complex
Molecular function (GO): protein binding; histone H3K4 methyltransferase activity
Source: RefSeq, a predicted model, not a curated record
AUGACUCGCCCCCCACCAGGCGUGAGCUUCGCGCAAUUCUUUCCCAAUGCCCCGAAAGUGAGAGCCGAGGCGCAGGGCCGGAAUGAUCGCGACAGAACAAGCCAAAUAUCCGAUCAUGUCGAUUCAUCCGCAUUCAGUGCUUUGACACAUGACACCGGGUCCGUCGCUCUCUCACGGUCGCAAGUGAAUGGGGGCGGCGCGAUGCCGACAAGCCAGGGCGCUGAUGACUCUCCGCUUGGUGACAUGCCCAGCACUGUCGACUCUAUUAGCUCACACACAAGCUCUUCGUCAUCGGUUUUUAGCAAUGCUGCGGCUCGGGUACCCAACUUAGGCACUUCUCGUGUCUCCUCUCACCUUCCCGCCGUUUCUUCACCUCUUUAUCACUCCAAUUCGACAAAUACAUUUCCGCAAGGGUCAAUACCUCCACAGGCUGAAAGAUCCGUGAAUGGGGCUGAGUUAGGAUCUCGUCCUGCGCCUGCCGAUAUUCCGAGAAUAGAGCGUGAGGUAGCGCGGGAGGUCGGGUCUUCAGUCAAGGGCAGAAAAUGCACAUACGACCCGAUCCUCGACCGCCUACGCAACAGAGCUGUCAGCAAGACGGCGAAACCCACUUACAAAGAGUUCGGCUUCGACGAUGUUUCUGCGCCCCAAGAUCCACGUCUAGCAAAAGGUGGCCGCUUAGGAUACAUCAACACCGACUUCUAUUUGCCACGAGCGCGCUUCUGUCCGGCUCCGGAAAACUUGAAGCCUUACCCCUAUGACCCCAAAACUUCUAUUGGCCCCGGGCCUCCGACACAAAUUGUCGUCACAAAAUACAACCCGCUGAUCCCUUUCAAUAAAGUAACAGCCAUCUUCGCUACAUUCGGCGACAUUGCUGAGAGUAGCAACAAGAUGCACCCUGAAACAGGGAGCUACCUAGGCUUCGCUACUAUCCGGUACCGUGACUCUAAACGAGCCGAUCGACCCUCAAUAACUGCUAUCGAUGCAGCCCGUCGAGCCGUUCAGGCUCGUGGGAUCAAAGUCGACUCCGAAAUGGUGAAGGUCGAAUAUGACCCUGAGGGCCGAAGGAGUCGCAGGAUGCUUGAGGGUCACUUACGCCGUGAACGAGAAAAACUCGAGAAAGAGAGGGAGAAGUUAACACAGGCUGCACUUGCUGCAAAAGCGGCCGCGGACCUCAAGUUAUCCACCAACUCCUUUGCUCGGCCACCACCAACGGGUCCAAAAGCGCCAGCUACUUCGCGAACCUCGCAGCCACCGGUUACACAAGCACCCCCGCCUCCUGCGUCUAUGAGUCGUGCUCCGGCGAGCCUCGAGCCGAAAGAUCUCUCUACCCAACUUGCGAACGAUCCUUACAUCUUUAUCGAUUGUCAGAGUGUUCCCUUACUUACGAGCAUCUUGCCGCAUAUGAAGAAGCGACUAAAGAACUAUGCAUUCGACGAUAUUCGGAUCGAUAAAACUGGCUAUUAUGUCAUUUUUAGCAACUCCUUUACUGGAAAAAUGGAGGCCGAGCGUUGCUUUCGAGCUGUUAAUCAUACUGAGUUCUUCACUUACAAUAUGUCCAUGCAGCUAUGCUUGCCGAGAACCCGAGCUGCAACGCCUGUGGAUCGCAAAAGAAGCCCGAGUCCUGAGCGCAACAGCCGCCGGGCACAACAGCUUAAAGCCGAGGAGGAUGCAGCUCGACGCCGACGAGAGGAAGAAGCCGACAUUGAAGAAGAGAAGAAACAAAGAGCUAAAAACUUUGAUCCCGUCAUGGAGGCCGUCCAGGUUGUGCAGCGAGAGAUGAUGGAGCAUUUGAUUCGUCACAUCCGAACGCAAGUUGCAGCUCCCUCUCUAUCAGACUUUCUCGAUCCAGUCAACCACGCUGCGAAGCGCCGUCAGCUCAACAUCGACGUUGCUGAGGAAGAAGACGAUGCUACAAUGACAGAUGCGUUUGACACUUCCAGAAUGGGAACCCCGAACUCGCGCGCGGAUCCUAUUGAGCGCAGGACUGGUCGAUUCGAAGCCAAGGCAUUGCCGAAAAUUCGCAAAUCCAAAGCCAAAGGAACAGCCUAUCGCAGUACAUUUGUCGAUCCGUUCUCGCGGAAAAGAGCUCCUGUUUCACGGCCGGCAUUCAGAUCCCUACAUCACCGCCUCAAAAGCUUCGACAGCGAUUUUGAGUCAGAUGAUGAUACUGAUGCAAAGACACUCGCGGCAGCUGAGGCGGAGGCAGCCGCGUCUCGCCCACAGAGCCGCAUGAGCACGGAUGAAGAUAAUUGGGCUCCUGGUGAAGAAGACUCCAUGACAGAAGCCAGCUUAGCAGUAGUCGACAAAUCUCUCUCAAAGAAGCGCAAGCUUGUUUCAGCUGCUGAUAUGGCAUCGAAGCGUCAAAAGAAGCUAGAAGAGGAUUCUUUCGUGGCCAAGUUUGACGAGGUCAAGAGUGAACUUUCAGAAGAUAUCGGCGCCGAAGCUGAUGUAGCGGACGAUAAUGACAGCAGUCUUUCGAGAUCGCAAACGCCGCUAUCCAGCAUUGCCAAGGGAGCAAAGAAGAAGUCUGUCAAGCCCAGGUCAUCCAUGGCCAAACAGGCAUUGGAAGAGCAAGCGAAAUGGCCCCAGAACGCUGAGGAUGACGAAACCCCCGAGCCCCAAAGUCUACCCAAGAAGUCCAUCCCAACGCCACGAGAACCGCAAAAAUAUGACGAGCAUCUCUUUUCGGCAGAACCGCUUUCCAAAGCAUUUCCCCUGCCGGAUAACUUCAAGCCUGACAUUUCCGCUCUUGAGCUUCUGCACCUCGGCGCUAAAGAUGGCCCUGAUCUGGCAAAGCUAGGAAGAAAGUUCCAGACGGCCGAGAUUGGCAGCGCUGAUCUCUGGCUUUGGCAGAAACAGCGCAUUCGAGAACUCAAUGCGCGCGACCCAUCUGCGCAUAAGCCAUUGUCCAUCAGUGGAUACUAUGUUCCAAAUCCUACGGGCUGUGCACGGACAGAAGGCGUCAAAAAGAUUCUCAACUCUGAGAAGUCGAAGUAUCUGCCUCAUCAUAUCAAGGUACAGAAGGUGCGCGAAGAGCGGGAGGCUCGCAUCAAGAAUGGCAAAGACUCCACUCCUACUACAGCGGAAGCUUCCAAGAUUGCAGCGGAUAAGUUGAUCGCUAAGGGCAACUCGAGAGCUAACCGAGCAACCAAUCGCCGAUAUGUUGCGGACUUGAACGAUCAGAAGAAGACUCUUGGGCAAGACUCUGAUGUGUUCAAGUUCAACCAGCUCAAGAAGCGGAAGAAGCCUGUCAAGUUUGCCAGGUCUGCUAUUCAUAAUUGGGGCUUGUAUACCAUGGAAGACAUCCACAAGGAUGACAUGAUUAUUGAGUAUGUGGGCGAAGAAGUCCGACAACAAAUUUCCGAGAUUCGUGAAAAUCGAUAUCUCAAGAGUGGCAUCGGCAGCAGUUACCUAUUCCGUAUUGAUGAGAACACCGUCAUUGAUGCCACCAAGAAGGGCGGCAUCGCACGGUUUAUUAAUCACAGCUGCAUGCCGAACUGCACAGCCAAGAUUAUCAAAGUCGAGGGCAGCAAGCGCAUUGUCAUCUACGCACUUCGUGAGAUUACAAUGAACGAAGAACUGACAUACGACUACAAAUUCGAACGCGAAAUUGGUAGUUUGGAUCGAAUCCCAUGUCUAUGUGGCACUGCAGCAUGUAAGGGAUUUCUCAACUAG